Molecule: messenger RNA, 2167 nt
Organism: Caretta caretta (loggerhead turtle)
Lineage: Eukaryota; Metazoa; Chordata; Testudines; Cheloniidae
Gene: EVA1B
Product: eva-1 homolog B
Source: RefSeq, a predicted model, not a curated record
UGAGCCACAGAGGGUUCCUCAGGGCCCAGCGCCCCCUUUUCCCAUUGCCUUUAAAUCUCCCCCCUGCUGAGCUUCCUGCCGAGGGGGGGGAGGGGCCGGCCAGGGGAGGGACAGGCUUGCCCUCCCCUCCCCUCCGACAGCGACUUUUCCCGUGGGCGCUGUAGCCCGGAGUCGAACACUUAUUGCCUGUUCUCACAUCUGGAAGGAAGUGAGCGGCUCUUUCCACUGGCCGCCGGCACUGGGGCGGGGGGCUGGCAGCCAGCUCCCGUCCCGCCCCAGCUGCAGAGGGCCCGGGGAGCACCAGACCGGGGCUGCUCCAGAGCCCGCGCUCGCGGACGGACCUGGGGGGAGCCGGGAGCCCCAGAGCCGCAAGGCCCCUGCUGUGAGGGUGGCAGCACGCGGGGUGCAGUGAGCACGUUGCCCUUCGGCCUGGCGAGAGCCCCCGUGUGCCACGAUGGAGACACGCAAGCGGGAGAUGGAGCUGCUGAGCAACAGCAUGGCCGCCUACGCCCACAUCCGAGACAAUCCUGAGAGUUUUGGCCUCUAUUUUGUCCUGGGCGUCUGCUUCGGCCUGGUGUUAACCCUCUGCUUGCUGGUGAUCCGCAUCUCCUGCCAGCCGCACACCCGCCGCCUCCCUGCCAAGCCCCGGCGGAGCCUCCGGGACGUCAGCGAGGAAGACGAGGAGGAGGAGGAGGAGGAGGAGGAGGAGACGGUUGACAACGUGGCGGCGGAGUCCCCGCUGCCCAUCACCGAGAUCCCCCUGGAGAACCACAGCCCGGCAGAUGGCACCUUGCCUGUCAACGUCUUUGCCUCGGCAGAGGAGCUAGAGCGGGCGCAAUGGCUGGAGGAGCGGGAGCGCAUCAUCCGGGAGAUCUGGCGCAACGGCCAGCCGGACAUCCUGGGCACGGGCACCGUGGGCAGAGUACACUACUACUGACUGCGGGCACGGGGCCAGGCUGCCCAGCUCCCGGAGCGAGCCUGUGAGGGCAGCCCCCCCCAGCCCCGAGGGUCCCCCCGUGCACGCGCUGCUCUUGGGCACCCUUGUUUCCGGGAGUGCCUGUGAGUCUGGAGAUGUGCCACAGCCCUUUGCAUAGCCCCUGGGCACUGGUCUGUGUGCGAGCUGGGCGGGGCUCGGCCCCCCCUGAAACGCCCCGUUAGCUGGUGCCAGCCAUGCAUGGCAUUUCUUACUGGCUGAGUGAGGGGCGCCAAGCUCUGCCGAGCAACAAGCUCCUUGAGGAGCUGCUCCCGUUAACUGGCUGCUCAGGACCCCGCGAACGGCGCAGGAGGGGUCGCUCUCAUCGCUGACGACGGGGAUCCCCCCGCUUCCUGCAGGAGCUCCCUGCCCCCACCUGAUCAGGGACACCGCGCAUGCCCUGCCAGACUGGCUUCCCACCCUCAGCAAACCGAGUGCAUGGGACGGCAGCAAGGCGAGCGCUGACUGCCCGACAAGUCCAGGCCCUGGAAAGGCUCCUCCUGCCGGGGCAUGGAUGGACUGAGGCUUAGCCAAACCUGGCCACCCCCAUGGACGGACACUCCCAGAGCUGGCCACCGUGGGUGGAGGCUUUGCCCCUUCCUCUGAAACACCUGGUACUGGCUGGUGUUGGAGGGACAAUGCCAGGCUAGGGCCCCCCCCUCCCCAGUCCAGCCCCCCAUGUAGUGCAGAGUGCUAGGUAAGGGAGAGCUUAAAGGCGAGGGGCAGCGCGAUCGUUAUUGGUCUGUUAGCAGUAGUUCCUGGGGUGCACGUCACUGAGUGUGGGGAGUCAGGGCCCUGCACCCCCAACUUCCUGCAAUUCACUGGGACUCUCAGCCAGCCAGUAAAACAGAAGGUUUAUUAGACGACAGGAACACAGUCUAAAACAGAGCUUGUAGGUACAGAAAACAGGAACACCCCCCCUUGCCCCUCCCCAGCCAGCUCCAAACUGAAACCCCCUCCAGCUGUCUCACCCAGCCACACACCCUGGCUCCUCCGCCAGCCUUUGUCCAGUUGCCCGGGCAGAAGGUGUCACCUGGCCCCGACCCCCUCCUGGGCUCAGAUUAUGGGGGGCUGCUGCCAUCCUUUAUGUGCUGAGUGUCCAGUAUCAACCCUCAGUGAAGUCACACCCUUAUUUCCCAUCCCCAUCUAGCAUCAUUGCAGACAGUAAACUAGUAAAACUCGCAUGCAACAUUA